Molecule: messenger RNA, 747 nt
Organism: Echinostoma caproni
Lineage: Eukaryota; Metazoa; Platyhelminthes; Trematoda; Plagiorchiida; Echinostomatidae
Source: the annotation of a GenBank genome assembly
AUGUGCGAAGCUGUCAACUCUAAUCUGGCGAAUUCCGUCGUUACAGGAUCUAGUCCUGAAUCCAGUAACUCACCGUCCCAGGAGGCCGCCGAGUUUCUGCUACUCUGUUGCAAUUUGAUUUCAGCUGGAUUCACUGAGAUGAUGCGUUAUCGUACUCGUCAGCUGCAAUCGAUUGAAACUGCUCUGUCGGACUCAACUGUGCAUGCCUCUUUGGAAAAAAAUGCACACUUUUUAGCUUGUUGGUUGACGGAUACUCAUCCUUUCGGAAUCGGAGAUGUGCUACUCCAGUUCUUGGAAAAUCUCAUUUCCUUGGGGUCCGGCGAAAUGUGUCCCGAAUCACUGGGGUCGACCUAUGCCGAUACUACACAACUGGCCAAGGAUGCCACGACCAGAGCUGUCGAGUAUACUGACACGGGUUACUUUAAUCUUUUAUCAACCGAUCGACUCGAUCGUCCGGAGAUCGCGCUCACUUUAGCCGAGAGGUUUGCGGAUUGUGUGCAAAUGGUGCGUUUGUGUUACUUGUUAGAGAUGCAAGAUGAGUUGAAUGCCGAACACGAUCCGGCUCAUUGGUCUACAACGGAUUCCUCGUCCACUCGAUUCCAUCACCGAAGACUGGCCGAAUUGCUAAGACGUGUGCCUGCCUCUUACGGUUUGGCCGAUCAUGCGUUACAGGUUCGUUGGUCCGCGUUUUUUUUAUCGUCUACGCAAUGUAUUCCCAAUAUCUCAUUGGUUCGAAUGAACCACUAA